UAAGUGAGUGUGUAAGUGAGUGUGUAAGUGAGUGUGUGAGUGUGUGUCUGGUUUCAGAGGAUCUCUGGAAGCUCUCAGAGUGGCCGAGUGAGAAUGUUUGGGAGGUCGCUCCACUCGCUGAUGGACGUCAGCGGCGACGGCCUCAGGGAUUUGGCCGUGGGAGCGUUGGGCAACGCCCUGGUGCUGAGGUCUCGUCCGAUAGUGAACGUGAGCUUGACCCUCACGUUCAAGCCCGCACGGAUUCCUCUGCAUGAUCAGAGAUGUCCCAACCCAUCCUCCACCUCCUCCUCCUCCUCCUCCUCCUCCUCCACCUCCUCAUCCUCCUCCACCUCCAUGAUCACCCUCAGCGUCUGCUUCGUCUCCCACAGCGCCCACGUGGAGAGAAACGUCCCCACCCUGGUGGCCACCUACGACAUCUCGCUGGACGUGGGCAAGCGAGCGCCAAGAGCGACCUUCAACAGGGCAGCAUCCUCAGCAGCCUCCUCAGCCUCCUCAGCCUCCUCAGCCUCCUCAGCAGCAGCCUCAGCAGCAGCCUCAGCAUCAGCAGGAGCCGUGGGCACGAGCUUCAAGCGGAGUAACGUCAGCGUGGCCGGCGGAGCAGAGAGCGGCAAGGCCUGCGUUGAUAUCAAAGUCUACAUAGCGUGUGAAUCUGAAGAUCUCUCCACCGCCAUCUCCAUCGGCGGCAACUUCUCUGUAGAGUCUGUAGACGCUACAGAGCCCAGUGCAGUGCUGAACCAGCUGGUGCCUAGCCACGUGACCACACAGCUCCAGUUCCAGAAGGACUGUGGAGCUGAUGAUCUAUGCAUUGCUGACCUGCAGGUGAAGAUCGCCCUGGAUAGCUCUGGGCCCCUGUUGCUGGGUGAGCUCCAGAACCUCACGAGCGUCGUGACUCUACGGAACUCCCGUGAGGAGUCGUACUCCACACGACUCACCCUCACCGUGCCGGGGAACCUGCAAUUCCGCUCCGCCACCUCAGCCUCCGCUCUAAGGAACUUUGACUGCUCCUUCACGAACGGGCAUCUCGUGUGUUCUGUUGACAACCCGGUGAUGAGAGCUUCUACAGAGGUGAGCCUGAGGUUCGUGUUUGACGCAGCCUGUAAUGACACGGCUGACACAUCGCUCACCAUCGCUGUGUCAGCUACCUGCACCAACGAGGACAAGUCGACGCUGAUGGACAACUCCGCCACGGUGCAGCGCCCGCUGCUGUACGCCGUCAACGCCGUUCUCCAAGGAUCGGACUCUCUGCAUCUGAGUUUCAACAAGAGUGAAACGGAAGAUAAGCAAGUCAGCCUGUCAUUCACAGCUCAGAACCUGGGCUCCAUCCCGGCCACGGUGGAGCUGAUGGUCAGCGUGCCCACAUCGGGAGAGGACCGAGUGACCUUCCUGAGGGUAGACCAAGCCGUGACACAGCCCACAGGAGGAGUCUGUAAAACGUCGGACACCCCAGGUCGUGAUGACACCACCAGACCCACCAACCCCACCACUGUGGAUUAUCCCGUUUGGGACUGUCACAACAAGCUGUGUACCCACGUGCUCUGCUCCGGCCUCCUGCUCCGGCCAGGCGAUGCGAUGGACAUCACCCUGGCACUGACUCUAACUGUGCCCACAAUCACCAAGGAGGUUGAGAGUAAGUUGGUGAUCGUGAGCUCGGCCCAGCUGCACGUGGACACAAGUCGCUUCCGUCUCUCAUCCAGACACAACUUUCACUCCUCACAGGUGCGUCUCGUUCUGGAGGUUCACAAACUCCACAACAAUCUUCCCAUCAUCAUCGGCAGUUCAGUUGGAGGCCUUCUACUCCUUGCGCUGGUGACUGCCAUCCUGUACAAGACUGGCUUCUUCAAGCGUGACUACCAGGCAAAGCUGCAAGAGGCCGUGCAAGAAGGGCAGCAGAAUCCAGGGCAGCAGGAGCCAGGGCAGCAGGAGCCAGGGCAGCAGGAGCCAGGGCAGCCGGAGCCAGAGCCACUCUAGACCACACACACAGACAGACACAGAUAUACACACACACACAGACACACACA
Messenger RNA from Petromyzon marinus (sea lamprey), 2018 nucleotides. The record is from RefSeq and is a predicted model, not a curated record. Lineage: Eukaryota; Metazoa; Chordata; Hyperoartia; Petromyzontiformes; Petromyzontidae.